Onthophagus taurus is the source of this 1018-nucleotide messenger RNA. NCBI's taxonomy places the organism in Eukaryota, Metazoa, Arthropoda, Insecta, Coleoptera, Scarabaeidae. The record is from RefSeq and is a predicted model, not a curated record.
UUCAAGCAUGCCCAAGAAAAAUAAAUAUAGGGCAGAAUCGAUGGAAGCAGCGAUAAAUGAAGUCAAGAAUAACAACAUGUCAUAUAGAAAUGCGGCACACAAAUACGGUGUACCCAAAUCAACGCUGGAAUUUAAAAUAAAAAAUCCAGGCCAUAAAGACACAUGCGGCCCAAAUCCAAUUCUUUCAACAAGAGAAGAGUCUGAUCUUGUAAGGUGGAUAGAAGAGCUGGCAACCAAAGGGUUUCCCAGAAAACGAGAGGACAUUUUAAAUAGCGUUCAAAAAUUUUUGACUGAAAAUCCACGGCCUAAUCCCUUUAAAAACAACAGACCUGCUGAUAGUUGGUUUAAGGCUUUCUUGAAAAGACAUCCAACAAUUGUGCAGCGAACAAGUGAAGCAGUAAGUGGUGCCAGUGCUUGUGUUUCGGAAGCAGACAUUCGAAAAUGGUUCAAAGAUAUAAACAGUUAUCUUACUUCCAAAAAUUUAAUCGUUGAUGACCCUUCAAGUAUUUACAAUGGCGAUGAAUCCGGAUUUCAGAUUUGCCCAGAAACUGGAAAGAUUUUUGCUGGAAAAGGCGCGAAGAAUGUUUAUUCUGUCGAAAAGGGAUCACCUAAGGAAAGCAUCACUGUCAUGUUUUCAUUUUCUGCUUCUGGAUUAACUUGUCCACCACUGAUAAUUUAUCCUUAUAAGCGAAUUCCAGAAAAAAUAAGCCAGACGGUCAAAGAUCCUGAUUGGGGCAUUGGACGAUCCGAUAAUGGGUGGAUGACGGCAGAGACGUUCUAUGAUUAUGAAGGCUUUACCGAAGAAUUUUUGACCUUGUACAAAAUAUGGAGUUAUUUUGAAAAACCAGAUUCGUUGCCAAAUGAUAAAAAAGAUGACUUGGAUAUGAUAGACGUGCCAGGAUCAUUUAAUAAUCAGGUAUUGAAAUUGACUGAGGCUGAACCUGAAUUAGAUAUAUUGGAGGCAGAUGACGAAUUCGGUCCGUGGCCGAUUUAUUUAGACAUAUCGGCAUAUGUCUAA